GCGGGGCCGGAGCGCCUGGCCUCGCCUCGCCUCGCCUCGCGAGCGGAACUCGGAGCGGCGGCUACGGCUCGAGACCUUGUGUGUUCCGCGCGCCUCGCCAGAAGCGCUCGCUGAGUGGAGCAGCGAGGGGACACGCGACUGCUGGGCGCGAGGACGAGUUCCGCGAGCUCGUAUGUGGCGUUUCGUGCGCAGCUCUUGAGGCGUUUUAUUACCUCAGGAAAAUUAACAUCUGGCAAAAGUGCUUCUUCACACGUUGUUUGUUGAGCCCAGAAGAGGAAAGAAGGAUAUGGAACCAGAGCAGAUGGAGCAAGUGUGUAGCACCUUGGAGAAGCAGGAGCUGGCGUCUGAGGAGGAGAUGCCGGAAACUGAGGAGCAAGAGGACAAGGUGCAGGUAUACAUGGUGGAGGAUGAAGAUGAGGAAGAUGAAGAGGAUGGGGAAGAGGUAGAAGAGGCAAAGGGAUUAACAGAAUCAGAUGCUGAAGCAGAUGACGGUGAAGCAAAGUGGCAGCCAGAAGAAGAGCAGAUCCUUGAGCUGGAGCCUGAGGAACAACAGAAUCCCAAGUUGGAGAAACAUCACAAUUUUGAGGAGGUGGAGGAGCAAAGUCCUACAGAUGAAAAUCAGGAUUUAAAUGAAGAGGAGGAACAGUAUUCCUCCAGGGAAAAAGAGGAGGAGGAAUGGCAGAACCGUGCAGAGGAAAAACAGACCCUAGAGGAAGAGAAGAAAUGGCAGAACUUUGAAGAGGAAGGACAGACUCUAGAGGAGGAGGAGGAGGAGGAGGAAUGGCAAAACCGUGAAGAGGAAGGACAGAUUUUAGAGGCAGAGGAACUGCAGAACCGUGGAGAGGAAAGACAGACUCUAGAGGCAGAGGAGGAAUGUCAGAACAGUGGAGAGGAAGGACAGACUCUGGAGGAGGAGGAACUGCAGAACCGUGGAGAGGAAGGACAGACUUCAGAGGAUGAGAAACAAAUUCCUGAGUUUGAGGAACAGUGGAAUGAAAUACAGGAGAAGGUAGAAAAGGUAGAGCCAAAGCCUGGACAAAAUAAAGAAACAGAGGCAACUGGAGAGCAGGAAGUAGGUCAAGAUGAUAAACAGGAACACAUAUCUAAGGAAGAGGAGGUGGAAAAGCAGCAGACCUCAGCAUGUGCUAUUCCAAGCUCACGUUCAUUUGCAUUUCUUGAAGAAGAAACCGCUAAGGCAAUUUUACGCGUGUCCCGUACACUCAUCGUGCUGAAAGGCCUGCCUGGCAGUGGAAAGAGCCAUCUUGCUAGUACAAUAAAAGAAAAUUACGAGGAAUUGUGUUCUGUUGUCAGUGCUGAUGACUACGGUAUCAAACCUGACAAGUACGGAACAUCAGAGGAGGGCCAUAAGGCCUUGGAUGAAGCAGUGUUGACCUGCUUAACCUCUGGCAUGGCAGUGGUGGUGGUGGAUGACACUAACCACACUCCCAUUCGGCUGGCCAGAUUGGCUGAAUUGGCAGAGCAGCACCAAUACUGUGCAAUAUUUUUGGAACCUCGCACCGAAUGGAGUGAAGACAUAGAGCAGCUGGUCCAGAAAAGUCAAAGGGGGCUGAACAAAGACCAAAUGCAGGCUUUGAAGACCAGUCUUGAGGAGACAUCACUACCUCUCUUCUUUGGCUGGUUUGUGUGUCACCCCUUCCAGGAAAAUUUGAGAAGCAUUGCAGUCAACUUCCUCAAAACCCUAGUUAGCCUGGAGGCCUUCAGGAAAAAUAUAACUGAUUUUAAAGAAGAUGCAGAAAAAGACAUAGAUCUGAAGGAGCAUUUUCAUGAUAAAGGCAUGCUGCACUGCACCACAAAGUUUUGUGAGUAUGGGAAAGCUGAUGGUGCCAAAGAAUAUGCAGAGAAUCAGGCUGUGAAAGAAAGCUAUGGCUGCGUGUCCCAGCUGACACUCAGUGCCCUGUUCGUCACGCCUCGCACCCUGGGUGCCACAGUGACCCUCACUGAGGAGCAGCUGCAAUUGUGGCCAGCCAAUGCAGAGGAGGAAGGCGUAUCCCAGGGCAGCAGUGCCCACAUCACGUUGAGCUACGCUGAGGGUGUGGACCCGCUGCAGACGGGCCCGGACCUGCUGGAGCUCGUGCGCCUGCAGCAACAGGGCCAGGAAGGCGAGACUGUGCAGGACUCAGAGCUCGGGUUGCUCACCUACUUUGGCAAAGGCAUGUGGGUACUGGGCCUGCGUGAGCCCUUCCUAGCCACUGCAUGCUUCUCCAGCUUUUAUGGCCGCAGGGAGCAGGAGGAGAAGGAGGGAGAGGAAAAGAAGAAAAAGAAGUGCAUCAUCCAGUAAUGCAGUGGGAGGAUAUCUUGGCUGAGCAGCUUUGAGGUGUAGGUGCUGCAUGUACUUGUCACUCAUCUACUGGGGUGAGGGGAGGAGUUGGUUUCCAGCCUUGUUGAGGAAAGUAACUAAAAAGGGCAGCACCUCCAGCAUGGACUUUCAGAACCAAAAAUGUCUUGAAUUAGUGGUUCCUUUAGCAAUGUGUAGAGUCAGAGCUAUCUCACUACCCUUUCCCCAGAUCCUUACCAUAUUAGCACCUCAUACCCCUCCUGUCAUCUUUAAUUGGUUUUAGUGAGACUGCAGUAUAGCUGUUAUGAUUUUGUGUUGGCUGAAUCGCAACACGGAAUUGUGGUGUAGGCAUCACGGUACUUCAUGCCCUGUUUAGGGGCCGUUUGCGCCAUGUCACUUUGGUAAGUUGUGUUCUCAUCCCUGCACAUCGUGGGGUGAUGACAGGUUGUGGGGUUCUUUGUUUCAGACUGUGGAGGCUGUUUUGACCUUGUGAAAAAGUUUGCUAUUGUCACUGUAUUUUUUUAGAGCGGUGUUGACUUAGCCGAAAACUUUUUUUCUUUAAACCUUGCACAUGCUGUAAAGUGUUAUAUAGUAGCACUUUGUACACCUUUUGCAUGAUGCAAUUCCAAAUAAAGGCUGUAGCUGGUUCUGAGGGUGAAAUAUUUCUGCACUGCUCCAGUACAAACUGUGUAAUUCCUGUUUUUAUGUGUCACCUCUGCCUACCAAGAAAUACAGUUCUUCUGUACGAUGGACAA
Scleropages formosus (Asian bonytongue) is the source of this 3051-nucleotide messenger RNA. RefSeq names its product 2'',3''-cyclic nucleotide 3'' phosphodiesterase (gene cnp). Bases 287 to 2299 code for a protein of 670 amino acids. Gene Ontology annotation, cellular component: cytoplasm; membrane. Gene Ontology annotation, molecular function: 2',3'-cyclic-nucleotide 3'-phosphodiesterase activity. Gene Ontology annotation, biological process: cyclic nucleotide catabolic process. Lineage: Eukaryota; Metazoa; Chordata; Actinopteri; Osteoglossiformes; Osteoglossidae. The record is from RefSeq and is a predicted model, not a curated record. The transcript has 4 exons.